Plasmodium coatneyi is the source of this 2838-nucleotide messenger RNA. RefSeq names its product Phosphatidylinositol transfer domain containing protein. Gene Ontology annotation, biological process: phospholipid transport. The transcript has a single exon. The record is from RefSeq and is a predicted model, not a curated record. Lineage: Eukaryota; Apicomplexa; Aconoidasida; Haemosporida; Plasmodiidae. The coding region runs from base 1 to 2838 and encodes 945 amino acids.
AUGAAGUUAAUCGAGUUCAGACUGACCAUGCCUCUGACCAUGGAGGAGUUCAAUAUCUGCCAAAGAUAUCUACUGGCAAGAGUGACACAGCAAGAUACAAACAAUACCAUCACAGGAGUGGGAAAGAAUAACAGAACAGAUGUAAGGAAAUUAGUACUAUUUAAAAAGGGUACACUGGACGAUGAAAAUGGAAAGGCAGUAGAUUACACAUUCAAGAGAAUGAAUCUUGUAAGUAAAAUUCCAAAAUGGUUACAAAAUUUUGUGGACCCAAAAUAUUGCCUUGUAGAUGAGAAGUCUUGGAACAGUUCCCCUAAUUUAAAGGUCGAAUACGAAGCUAAGGGUUUCCCGAAAGCAAGCGUGAAGGUAGAUUCAACGCAUCAUAUGGGUUACAACACAGAGGAGAAUGCGUUUAACAUUUCGGAUGAAUUAUUGGCACAGAGGAAAGUUAUCCUAAUCGAUAUAGUGAACGAUAAGGUGUCCUGUGAAGAUUACAAUCCUGAGGAAGACCCAACGGUUUUCUACAGUGAAAAGGCAAAAAGAGGAAAGCUAGGAGAAAAUUGGAUAGAAAAUAGCAAAGUCGUCGUAACGUGCUAUAAGCUGUUCACUAUAGAUAUCCCCUACUUUGGAGUUUUGUGUUCUAAAUUAGAAAAUUGGAUCGUUAAUGCGAUUAAGAAGAACUUGCUGAAAUAUCAUCGUAAGGCACUAUGCUGGAUUGACGAAUGGUAUAAUUUAACCGAAGAACGGAUAGAUAUGUUCGAAGAAGGAUUACGGGAAAGGUUGGAAAAUUUUUGGAAAGAAGUUGGACUGGAUGUAGAAAAAGAUUCGAAUUUGGCUGUACAGUUUAUGGCCGAACAACAAGCUCGUGGUGCAUUCGAAAAAUAUGUUAAUAAUUGUGACGAUGGGGAUAUGAUCAAAAUGGAUGACCCGUCCAUAGGUUCUACGAAGAGCGGUUCUUCUGAUGGAGACACUACCAAUAGUUAUUUCCCUCCAACAAAGAAGGAGCAUAUGAAAGUUCCUUGCAUCAAAGGUAGAACCCUCUCUGGUGUAAGCACGAACCUGAACACAUCUGAUUUAGGGGAAAACUCUGAGGAGAAAGCAGACAAGAAAGAUAAAAGUGUGAAGAAGAAGAAGAAAAAAAAAAAAAAGAAAAGUGGAAGCGAAGAGGAGGAAGGAGAAAAGGGUAGUAAAGGAAGUAAGAAGAGCGCCAAGUCGGAAGGUAAAGAAAAAAGUAAAAAAAAAGGGGAAGAAGUGGACGUAAAAAGAACGGAAGGUUGUGAUCCAUGUGGAAGUCAAGGUAACCAUGAAGGAGGAGAAUGUUCCAAACUGGCAGAAGCAGAUACAUCAACCGAAGCGGGAGAUGAAUCCACGACAACCGUUUCGAGUACGUUGAAUGUGGACGAGGAACCUUACGCACAGGAGGAAGAACCCACUGUGGAUGUGGAUGAUGACGGGGAUAAGGACGACAACAACGAAGAAGUGAUCGAGGAAGAACGACCAACGAAGAAGAAAAUUUCCAAGGGUAGUAAAUCCUCAAAGGAUGACAUCAAUAAGAAGAAGUCCAAGAAGCCGAUAUCCUCAAAUGGAGAAGGAGGUUUGGAGGAGGUUGAAAAUGAAGCAGCGAAAAAUAUAACGCUCGGUACACCUGGUGAUGUCAAAAUUAGGAGGCGAGUUUUGAGGGAAGUCCAUAAAAUGGACGAGGAUAUUCUCUUAACGGAGGAGGAGGAAGAAGGAGUGGUGGUGUCCCCCAUGGGAGGAGUAACAAACGACGGUGAUACCAUCGUGCAGAAGAACUUAAACGGGGAUGUGCUUCACAUGGGUACAGAACCCACUGUUGAUCGUGCGUUUGUAUACAAGAGUGGUGAACACCUGGAUGGUGAGUAUACAAAGUAUGUGCACGGAAUAAACGAAGGAGUGUCGUCCCGCCCGUGGAAGUUACACUAUGUCUUCGUAACGAAAAAUAAAAUGAACUCUGCUGAGGGUGGAAUCAUGAACCCCUUGUCAACAGAAAAAUACUUGAAACGUAUCCAUGAGCAAAGGAUAGGAAAAUUUAAAGGGGGGGACGGUUUACUUAUGGAUAACCCCUUCACCAAAAGGAUGAAAAUGUUAAAUUGCGAAAAUGGAAUGCAGAUGAGCAAGUGCAGGAUUGAUGGCGCGAAUAAUGGGGAAGGAGGAAAUGAUCAUCUCUUCACCCCAAUUGAUCUGAAAAAUUUCUACCCACAAGACGGAGCAAGUGUGGAAUGCAUGUUCCAGAACGGACACACAGUCCCAUAUAACGAUGCGGACGCCAUUUUGCGCUCGUUUAACGUGGUUAACAAUGCAGUGGAAGAAAACCAAAUGGUGGACCAUUUCGCACAGAACGAGGAAAAUAUAUACAAUUACAGGGAAGACAUGAGGCCCAAAGAUAGCAACACGUCCCUUUCCCUUUUUUAUGUCAUCGCAAUGAUAUGUUUUGUGUAUUCAUCCAUGUCAAUAUAUAAACGCGCUAGGUCCCUUUUUUACUUCCUCUUCUCUGCUUUCAUAUGCGCUUGUGCAUUCGUGUAUUAUGAGUACUGGAAUCACUCCUGCUUCAACCAAGGCAAUGUAUACAAGUUUUCCAUGAACGCCCCAGGGAGCAUUAAUUCAGUGACGUCCUUUCUAGAUGUCCAGAGGAAACAAAAUCCCCAAGAGGAGUUUUACAGGAACCUUCACAAUACGCUUUACGAGAUGAACAAGACGACCCUGAACUUCGCAUCGAACUCCCUCAAUGCAGAGUUUCAGAGCGCAAUUUUGAAGAACUUCAAUGAAAUUUUUUCCGCCAAGGGUGUCAAGAAGUUUGCUCAAUAUAUGGACAACUCAUAG